AUGGAAAUUCUACAGAUGAUUCAGGAAUUGACAGUAUCUGUUCACCAACAGGUGAUGGUGGUUCAGAAGCCGCCAAAUCUCGAGAUUAUGCCGAAAUCAAGAUCGUUUCUGCACAAUACCUACGCUGACGGUCUUGAUUCAGCAGUUUGGAAAAGAGAUCUAAAUAUCACAGUGUCUUCUGAUCUUUCUAGAUGUGUUCUCUGUAUUGUAGGUUCCUUGACUAGGAGUAAAGAGAAUCUAGUGGAUUGUGUAGAACUAACCUCAGUGCGUACCCGGGACUGUGUCUCCCCACCGAUACCGCUCUACUCGGCGGUCAAUAAAUCCACCAAAAAGAAGAAACCUGAAGAGAAGACGACAAAAACAGUUUCACAGGUGACCCUUGAGGGGCUUGCUGGCGGUGAGAUCACUGUAAAGGAAUUGAAAGAGUUGAGUAGUAUUCUGGUUUCUACAAAUACCGCUCUACAACGCAACUCAAAUCUUAGAGCAAGUUUGACGAUAAGCGUUAAAAAGCCCGGGAAAACUGUUAAAUUUACAACACCUAAAACUGCGCGAAAAAAUAAGGGUCCGAGCUAUGUACCAACAAAAUGUCCUCCUCUGGCUCCUAGCCCUCUUCUAGGAAGAGUAGCGGCUUCAGCCCUCGGUUCAGGGUCUGCCCUGCCCACCUCACCCCUCGCCCUCCCUCCCUCCCUCGUUCUUCUUUCCUCACCUAGAAACCAGGGGAAAGGAAGCCCUCAUGCUAAACGAAGAUUUGCGGUUAAUCCACCAGUAAAACAGAUUUCUCCUUUGGUCAAACCAGUUCCUGAUGUUCUAACAGAAUCAAGUGAAGAAGAAGAAGAAGAAGAAGAAAUAGAAGUUGAGGAAGAAGAAGAUCAAGGAGAUAAAGAAGAGGAGAAAAUGGAAGAUGAAAAUGAAGAUCAUUUUGAUAAAGAUGAAUCCCGGAAUGAAAAGCCAAAAGAGAAAUUAAGAAAAGUCAAUAUAGACGCAGAACAUGUUAUGACAAACAAAAAGGGCAAUGACCGGUGUGAAGAUACCACAAACCAUUCCCGCGUAGAGUCUAGAAACCAGGUUUCCGUAGAGACUGGAAAAUCUGGCAACUUUGAUGUUGAGAAAUCCACGAAACUGAAUCCUGAACCGUUCGUCCGAAGCUACAGAACCAACAGAAGUUCAAGGGGGGUUCCUGCCAAUAGGACUGUAACCUCGAAGUCUGGAAAUAGCUCCGAUAAAACUUCUAAUCCUCUAAACCUGGAAACAAAAUCCACAAAUAAAAGUUUUCCUGAAGUUCGACCGAGUUCACAAGUUUUGAAGAAUACUGAAUCUGUUUUGUUGAAUGACUCUAAGAACGGGAACAAGGUGAAAAAAGAUUUAUCUAAAAAUUCCUAUGUUGAAUUAGACAAGAGUGAAGCUAAAAGUGAAUUGACAAGUCGUCUUUAUAAAAGUGAAACAGGAAACCAUAGUGUUCGUGAGAGACAACUUCUACUCUUGCAGAAAACAGGAGGAAUCAAUAACAAUGACAUCAGAUUUACAACUACCCACCAAGUGAAUAAAAAGGAACAAGGACCAAGAACCAAGUCCGAAGAACCCAGGGUUUUAGAAGAAACUAGGAACAAUUCUAAGGUAUCAGAAGGAACGAGGAACACGACAGAGGAACCCAAGACAGCAGAGGGAACAGGGAACAAGACAACAAGGAACCAAAAGACAAUUCCUAAAUCAGAUUCUGUAAAGGAGGUCCGUGAGGUCCUACAGGGUCAGAGGGCAAACCAUGGUUCUCCUAACACUGCAGUUUUGCGGAAUACGAGUGGAAGAAGUGAAACUGUAUCUGUGACAGCUGUGACAGCUGGUCCUAGUUCUAAGAACCCUCCUGCUGAGACGAAAACUAGAAGUUCACAAAUCCACGAAAAUGAGAAAACGCGCGGACAUUUUGUAUCCUCCUCACACACUGAGUCUGCUCUACAUCAACAAGAAAAGGAAUCUGAAUAUUGGAACUGCAGAAAACUCCAUUACUCAAAAGAUAGCCUACUGGACCCUGACUACAUAGAUAUAGGAGAUAUAGAUGAAUCAAAUACGAUCAGUGAGGCGAUUAACAACUAUUCUGAGUUGGUUAAAGCAGUUCCUGCUCUUAUACUUGAAGAUCUCGAUUCUACAAGUUUAUGUGAAGAAGAAUAUGAACCAAUCUCACAUCAAGGACAUGAAAUUUCUUCCCCACCCAAUUCAAGAUACGCAGAGGAAGGAAGUGACGUAUACUCUGACUAUAGUAUGACAGCAAGCAGUCGAGGAGAAAAGUGUGGAUUUGGAAACGGAUCAGCACGAAGUUCUAUACUGGAAAGAGGAAGUCAAGUUUCUGAUAGAUCUGACGAGUGGAUAGAUAUAGAUACAGAUGAUGAUUACGAUACAAGACGGUUUAGCAGACCCCAGCUCAGUUUUGUCAGGGCGAGCAUACGAGCAAGUAAAAGAAGGGGGAGUGGAGGAGGUGCAGCAGAGGUGGCUCAAGAGUGGAAUAGAGCUGUAAGAGACCUUUCACGACCUGUAAACCACAAGGAUAAUGAGUAUUCAGACGACGACCUCUACGAAUCUAUUUACGAGGUUAUACGGCCUCGAAUUAAUGACAGAGAUCCUGAGGUUACUUCGACAGAUAAAUCUGUCCAUUUCAACCUUGAUUCCAACUCAAAUAUUGAGAAAUCAAAUCCUAAUCUUCCAUCAUCCCCGGCCGUUCAGAUCACCGGGGCGAAGACCAACAACUCGGUGCACCUGAUGAAGCUUGCCGAGGCGGCGAACAAGAAGAUGAAAAAGAUGAAGAAUGAGCUCAAUCUAACCACGGGGGAAAUAACAAGAAGUCUAUUGAGAAUGAACAAGAAAAAUGGACACAAUGUGGACAAUUCCACUGUACCAGGAAACCGACGGAAAGCUACAAGAAAGCCUGCAAUCAACAAGCUGGGACCUGAUUCUGAUAAGAUGUUCUAUAUAACCCUGACAAUAGAGGAGGAUGGAGGGGAGGAGAGUCCACUGAAUAUAGUGAUAUAG
Messenger RNA from Eurytemora carolleeae, 3018 nucleotides. RefSeq lists its product as uncharacterized. NCBI's taxonomy places the organism in Eukaryota, Metazoa, Arthropoda, Copepoda, Calanoida, Temoridae. The record is from RefSeq and is a predicted model, not a curated record. The transcript has 30 exons. Bases 1 to 3018 code for a protein of 1005 amino acids.